Messenger RNA from Caenorhabditis angaria, 854 nucleotides. Lineage: Eukaryota; Metazoa; Nematoda; Chromadorea; Rhabditida; Rhabditidae. The record is from the annotation of a GenBank genome assembly.
AUGUCAAUAGCUCGUGCCUGCUACGUUUCGAUUAUGCCGCUGUUUCAAACAAUUUUGAGCUUCAUUCGCAGUUUAUGUGGCGGAAAUCGAGCAAACAAACGGGUUGAUAUGAAUGAAAUACCAUUUGAAGGUGAGCGUUUGCUUCAAAUUUGAGCUUUAGAUGUGGGUUAGAGAAGAAUUGAGAGCUGUAAAACAAUCUCUGAGAUUUUUGAAGAUCUGUGAAAUCGUUUUGCGUGCUUCAGAAAUUUGUUUUUUCGGACUAGGUCUGUGACUCCAUCUAGAUAUUUUUCACAACAAAAAUAAUGUGAAGAAUUGUCAGACAGAGCUGGAUUCUAAUUUUUCCACCGUUUUGAACGCAUGACUUGACUAGAACUCUGAUUUUUGAUAGAUCGAAAUGUGAAUUACUCCAAGAUAUGUGAUGACGUUUCUCCAAAUUAUGAAUUAUUCUGAAAAAUAAUUCUAACUAUAGAAAAUGUUUUCAGUGGUUGUGGAUAAUUUUGGAGCGCAUAAAGGCGAAGAAAGAGCAUCACUUCUUCAAAAUGCCGAUUCUUGGGAUGAUGCAGAUUGGGACAAAAAAGAAGAAGUAAAUGAUAAAAUUGAACAAUGGAGACAAACAAACCAGCCGGUUAGUUUCUUUCUCAUAUUCUCAUAUUUUAAAUUAGCAUAAUUUUGUUCAGAAAGCUGAUCAUUCUGCGCCCGCUGAGGAUGAUUUGUUUAGCACUUUGGAGCCAACAAUUACAUCAGCUCGAAAAGUUGUGUUGAAACCAAAAGGAUUCCAACAAUCAGCUCAACAACAAAAACGCAGUUUAUUCGAGUUCAAUGAAGAAUCAAUGGUGAGUAAAUAUUUUUAUUAA